AUGGUUGUCCUCAACGCUCGCCUCUCCGCCCUCUGCGCCCUUCUCCUCGCCGCCAUCGCUGAUGCUCAAUCAUCCAGCGAAAUCUCGUCGGCGGCGGCUGCGUCGUCGGCCGUAUCCUCAGUCCUGACGAGCGUUGCGUCCUCUGCAUCCGCGUCUGCCUCCUCUGCUAUCUCUAGCGGGGUCACGAGCACCGCGUCCGCAUCGGUCUCCACCAUCCUCUCGGAGAGUUCCGUCGCUUCUACAUCGAGCGCGGUCUCUUCCGGAACCGCCUCCGUGUCGGUCUCUGCAUCUGUGUCCGCCGCUUCUUCGGCGUCCACUGCUACGACGGGACCUCCUCUUGAGUCUACCCACCUCACGAUACCCAUCUCCAAAUACCCGUUCAGCUCCUUCCCCGUGCCCUCGGCGUCCCCGAUCCCGGGCGUAUUCCCCUCGACUUCCCCCAAGUCGCCUCCCCCGCCUGGCUCGCGCCUCAUCCCCGACUUUGCGCCAGCCUGGAAAAGUGCACACGCCCGUGCGAAGAAGCUGAUCUCCGGCUGGUCGCUCGAGCAGAAGGUCGCGACCACCACCGGUACCGGUUAUGGGAAUGGUCUCUGUGUCGGCAACAUCCCCGCCGUCGCAGACUGGCCCGGUCUGUGUCUCCAGGACGCGCCUCUCGGUGUUCGCGGUACCGACUUCGUGACCGUGUUCCCCACCGGACUUUCCGCCGCAUCCACUUGGCAGCGUGCUCUCAUCCGCGCCCGUGGGCUCGCGAUCGGCCAGGAGUUCAAGGGUAAGGGCGUGGAGGUUGCCCUUGGCCCGAUGAUGAACAUGGGCCGCAUCGCGCAGGGCGGGCGUAACUGGGAGGGUUUCGGCGCGGACCCAUUCCUGUCAGGCGAGGCUGCGUACGAAACCAUCCUUGGUAUGCAGGAGGGUGGCGUGCAAGCAUGCGCGAAGCACUACAUCAACAACGAACAGGAACAUUUCCGUAUGCAAGAGUCCUCGAACGUUGACGAUCGUACCGAGCACGAGAUCUACUUCCAUCCCUUCUUGCGCUCAGUGCAAGCGGGUGUCGCUAGUGUCAUGUGCAGUUACAACCUGAUUAACGACACAUAUGCCUGCGAGAACGACUACACUCUCAACGAACUCCUCAAGAAGCAAGCCGGCUUCCAGGGCUACGUCAUGACCGAUUGGGGAGGACACCACUCGACCAUGAGUGCGGUCGCUGGCAUGGAUAUGUCUAUGCCGGGUGAGAUCGUGUUGGGCGACGCAUCCUCGGGCUCGUGGUGGGGCGCGAACCUCACCGCGUUCGUGGAGAACGGCACGAUCGCGGAGUCACGCAUCAACGACAUGGCGGAACGCAUUGUCGCGUCGUGGUACCUCCUGGACCAGGAUAAGGACUAUCCUGAAGUCAGCUUCAACGCGUUCUUCCCCAACGACCCGGCGACGAAUGGCCACGUCGAUGUCCAGGCCGACCACUACAAGAUCGUCCGCGAGAUCGGUGCUGCGGGUAGCGUGCUGCUCAAGAACACCGGUUCUGCUCUCCCGCUCAAGAAGCCCCGCAGUGUCGCCCUCAUCGGCAACGACGCUGGCCCGAGCUCUCGUGGCCCGAACGGAUACACCUACGCUGGUGGCGACGACGGCAUCCUCGCUGUGGGCUGGGGUUCCGGCAUGACGGCGUUCCCGUACCUUAUCUCGCCGCUUGAGGCCAUCCAGGCCCGCGUCCGCAAGGAUUCAUCCGGCUCGCAGGUCUCGUGGUUCCUCAACAACUGGGACCUCGCCGGCGCGCAGGCCACUGCGCUCGACCAGGAGGUCGCGCUCGUCUUCGUCAACGCAGACUCUGGCGAGGGCUUCCUUACUGUCGACGGGAACGAGGGUGACCGCAAGAACCUCACGUUGUGGCAAAAUGCCGACGAGCUCAUCGCCGCCGUCGCGGAGGUCAACAGAAACACCAUCGUCGUGGUGCACUCCGUCGGCCCCGCGAUCAUCGAGCCCUGGAUUGAAAACCCGAACAUCACCGCGGUCGUCUGGGCUGGUGUUUCUGGACAGGAAGCCGGCAACUCGAUCACCGAUGUCCUUUACGGCGACGUCAACCCCUCAGGACGUCUCCCGUACACCAUCGCGAAGGACCCUGCCGACUACAGCGCGCAACUCAUCACUGGCGGCGAGGUCGACGACAUCCUGCGCAUCGACUACACCGAGGGCCUGAACAUCGACUACCGCCACUUCGAUGCCAACAACAUUCAGCCACGCUUCGAGUUCGGCUUCGGUCUCUCGUACACCACCUUCUCGUAUGCCAGUCUGCACAUCUCGCCGAUCACCCACGCGGACAGCACGUCCGCUGACCUUGAGGCCGCUUGGGCCGCAGGCAAGCCCUCUCCCGCCGACGAGGGUGCUGUCACCGCGCUCUGGCUGCACAGGCCCGCGUUCGAGGUCACCUUCACGGUCAAGAACACCGGCGCUGUCGCAGGUACCGAGAUCGCGCAGCUCUACCUCCACUUCCCGAGCAGCGCGGGCGAGCCGCCCAACGUCCUUCGUGGGUUCGAGGACAUCAAGGUCCCCGCACACGGCAGCGCACAGGGGAAGAUCACGCUGUCGCGCUACGACCUGAGCGUGUGGGACGUGGAUGCGAAGGGAUGGAGGAAGCCCUCUGGCAAGAUCACGUUCUCGAUCGGCGCGAGCAGUCGCGACUUCCGCCUGAAGGGGACGGUCCCCCUCUAGGUCUGCUAUCAUAUCGCGUUAAUUUAGGAGAAAAUGAUUUGGGAAGAGUGAGGAGGAGAAGAGGGAAGACGAUCCCAACGAUAUAUUACGUAUCAUCACGAACGAAUUUUGUAAACAUAGUACCAUUGCUUGUCUAUCUAGUGCCGCCAGUUGUUGGCCGCGCGA
Messenger RNA from Trametes versicolor FP-101664 SS1, 2862 nucleotides. RefSeq lists its product as uncharacterized. Gene Ontology annotation, molecular function: beta-glucosidase activity. Gene Ontology annotation, biological process: glucan catabolic process. NCBI's taxonomy places the organism in Eukaryota, Fungi, Basidiomycota, Agaricomycetes, Polyporales, Polyporaceae. The record is from RefSeq and is a predicted model, not a curated record. The transcript has 8 exons. The coding region runs from base 1 to 2697 and encodes 898 amino acids.